AUGAUCAUUUUGACCUCUCAAGGAAAGCCCUGGAAACCCCAGAACCUUCCACUUGAGAAGGAAUUGUACGUCUAUGAUAACCGCCUUGCUCAGUCCCAUGCGAACGGAGCGCCGCCGGACUCGAAGUCCGAGGUCACUCUCCCAAAACGAUACUGUGUCUCCAGCCCGCCGAAUUCUAUCGAUGACACUAGGUCGCUUCAAUCAUGGCAAGAGCUCUUCAGAACUCGCUGGGCCUGGACCGUCAAAGUGGUCGAGGACUGUAGGCAAAUGGCCAGGGAGGCCGAGAAUCGGUACUCUGAGAUGGAUGUCAUGAUGCGCUGUCUUGAUGUUGCCGUGACUAAUUUGGAAUCGGUCAUCAAGGCGCUUGAACCUAAAUAUGUCGAGUUCAAGAAAUGGCUUCCCACCGCCCAAGCAGAGUACGGUGCGCUAGCUUCGGGCUGGGAAAAGUACCUUGCAUUUGCGCGGGCCAUUCCUGUUUCUCCCGCAAUGGUUAGGUAUAUGACUGGUCGCAGCACCCGUGAUUCAAAAGGACGAUCUCAGCGCCAGACCACUCUUGAGGACUUGGUAGACCUGGACACAGCGCGCAAAGCAGGCCGUCUUGCUCCCUCCGCUCUGCUAAAAUUCAACAAUCGUGUAGCUGAUCUCGACAAGGUUGCCAGCCGCCUCUUCCAUGAUGCUGAGGACUUAUUCAGGGAAUUUGAAAGGACAGUUGAGCGAUCAGUCACCUCUCGUGCUGGCGAAGCCCAGCAGCUUUUUCACGAUAUAGAAGCCGUGGCGAAAAAGAUUAACACGGAUUACCAAACGGUCCUCGACCAUACCAGCUCUUCUCGAGAUGUUCUUCACCAAGUUUCCAAGAUUGCCGCAAGUCAUACAGAGCGCCUCCUCCCAAGCUUGGCCAAACGCUCAGUGGAACUAGAUGAGAUGCUUCGGGAGGCCACCCAAGCAAGAAACUCUUUGGCUGCUGAAUCAAUCGAAUUCAUGCGCAGCAUUACCGAGAUCACGGCUCUGAGCCACAGCAUUAAGUCGCAACUCAACGCGGUGAACCAGGAUGAUGAACUUGCCACCUUCGAUUAUUUAAGGCUUCUUCAACAAGUUCCUUACAUGUACGCCUCAUUUGUUGCCGAAGCGAUCCGACGCCGCGAGUGGCACGAAAAACUCAAGCAGGACUCGUCAACACUUGCAAAUGAAGUGGCCCUCUUCCAAGAAGAGGAAAUCAAGAGACGAAGGAGAUGGCACAAGUCAAUCGGAGAUGCUUAUGGGCCAGAAACUGCCGGAUCAGAUACCGUUGUCCCUGGACUGGAAGUCAAAUUCCUGGGAGAAGACGAACAAUGGCCGGUCAUGACCCGGCGGGACUUGGACGAGUUUCAUGCGCUUUUGCAAAGCCACAAAGCUGACCCGGACAUCAUUGCCGAUGUUGGCAAGAUUAUUGCAGAGCUCAACAACCCAACGAAACAGCAGUCGAAACGCAUGAAAGCCUUCAAAAAUGGGAGUCUGCAUGAAGCCACUCUUGGAAGAAGUGGCUUGCUAAUACGCGGUGAUGAUGACCUUAUGCGCUCUCUCCAAGAUGAAAAAUUAAAAUUAGAAAGUAAGCUAAAAACAGCAGAGAGUCGAGUUCGGCGACUCGAAGACUUACUUCACCGCCAGACCCAAGCAUCCCGCCCGACUUUGGGUAACUUGUUUCACGUGCCGAGCCAUCAGCUUUCAGACCGUGAUGAUUCGACAUUCUCUGUUAAAUCUCCUCGGGCUGGGUCAGAAGACCAGAGAAAGUCCUUUGAGGGACCUGGUGCUCUCUCGCAACGAAUCCAACAACUAGAAGAAGAGCUAGCUGCAGAAAAACACAGAUCUGAAACGCUUGAAGGUGACCUCAAUGCUCAAUUGGCUCUCCGUGAGAACCUGAAAGCUCAGCUGGAAGAGGUGAACUCAACAAAGCGAGAUCUCCUUCAAAACUUAGAAGCCCUUAAACGAGAAUUUACGGAGGAGCGGAAAUCUCUCGAAGCAGAGAUCAAGCGCUUGCAAGCUCGUCUAGAAGACACGGAAGACCAGAUGGAGCAUUUUGGCGAGUCUCGCGAGAACGAAAAGGCUUCAUACGAUGAGCACAUUGAAACUUUGAAAUCUGAACUGGACCGACUAAGAAAAGAGAAACAGGAGGAAGCUCUCAAGUCAGAAGGUCAAUUGGAUUUCCUUCGGAGAGAAGCACGUCUGCAGAGAGAAACGAUAGAAGAGCAGGAGCGCCAGCUCCAUGCAGCACUCGAAGAGUCCAAAAAGCUCAACAAGAAGCUUGCCGCGCUUACCGAGACCGCAGACGCACAACUCAAAGCAUUACAUAAUCUCUGGUACCAGUUCUCGUCGCCAAAUGACGCCGCACCUGAUGAUCACUGUGAUCUCAUUGAAGGACUCAUGGCAAAAGCCUCCAACACCUUGGCGACGGUGCAACGCUUAGAAAUGGACAAGUCCUUGCUACGGUCAGAGCUGGAGACAGUGCAGGCUGCGCUGCAAUCAACAAAAAAGGAUAAGGCAGAAGUGGAAAGUCGGCUCUCCAACGAAGAGGACACCUCGACGCGUCUUCGGGAUACCGUUGCAGAACAGCAAGCGAGGUUACGUGCUCUGGAGAAAGAACUAGCUGAUGGGCGCGAUCAAAUCAAAAACCUCCGCUCAAGGCUCAACGACGGGGAAAUAGACUCAGGAACUUUGCGGAAACGCCUCGAGGAGGAGGAAGCCAGGGUUGCUUCACUCAGCGAGGAACUUGCCGCGCGUCAAUCUCAAGUUGGCGCUCUGGAGGAGGAGAUUCGGAAUGUCAAGGAACGACUACAAGAGUCACAGUCCAAAUUAUCAGGUCUCGUGGUUCGCUUCGAUGCUCGAUCACAGCGUACAAAGGAUCUUACACAGCGACUUUAUUCGUACAACGAGCGUUUGACGCACUUGCUGGAGAGACUUGGGUUUUCGGUCACCAGGCAGGGCCACAGCAUGUCAAUCCAAAAGAUUCCUCGCUCGGAGCGGUCCUCUCAAAAUGUCACUGACUCGGAUCCCAGUGCAUCCCUGCGUCGAUCUGGCACUCUUAGCAACAGCCGUCCCCUUCUUAGUAGUACUGAGCUAGAUCUUCUCAACUGGGUUAACUGCACAGAUGAGCAAUCCGAGUCAGACAAAUACGAGGCUUAUAUGUCCCAACUCGGCUUUUUUGACGUGGACGCUUUCUGUGAGGUCAUUUAUCGGCGCGUGAAAGAUGUUGAAUACAUGGCCCGGAAGCUACAGCGAGAUGCUCGGGCGUAUCGAGAAAAGGCGCAUGCUCUCCAAAAGGAAGCCCACGAGAAGAUCGCCUACAAACACUUCAAGGAAGGCGACCUUGCACUCUUCCUCCCCACCAGGAAUCAGGCGACAGGGGCGUGGGCGGCAUUCAACGUCGGAUUCCCUCACUAUUUCCUAAGGGAACAAGAAUCACAUCGACUGAGAAGCCGUGAAUGGUUGGUUGCUCGAAUCACUCGAAUCCAAGAGCGUGUGGUGGACCUUUCUAAAUCCCUCCAGCAGCCACGGGGAGCUGGCACAAAGAAAGGCAACGCGACAAGUUCCGAACCACUAAAUGACGAAGAGAACGACAACCCAUUUGACCUGUCAGAUGGCCUUCGCUGGUAUCUUAUUGACGCUGUCGAAGACAAGCCCGGGGCUCCAUCAACACCUGGGCUUGGGAAAAGCACAGUCGCCACCAAUAAUGUCGAAGCCACAGGCGACAUGCACACACAUGGGCGAGCAUCCUCAAAGGUAGGUGGGGUCAUAGGCCGCAGCAGCGCCUCGUCUGGCAUUGAAGGGGUCAGCAAAACCUUGUCCAAAAGUCUCGAGAGGCGCCGAUCCAGCACGAGCUCUAAAAAGGCACUGCCGUUUACGAUCGGUGUAGGCCGAGGUCGGGAAAGCGCUGUCGCCAGUGAGACCAAUUCACUACGGACUGCACCAGCUGAUACACCGACAGCUGCGAGCCCAACACAACAAGUAAUGGGCCAGGGGAUGCCACCACAUGAGCCUCUGCAACAGUCAGGUGCUGCUGCUUCUACAACUGGUGGUGCUCUCGAAGCCAGCUGA
Messenger RNA from Thermochaetoides thermophila DSM 1495, 4068 nucleotides. RefSeq lists its product as uncharacterized. Gene Ontology annotation, molecular function: molecular adaptor activity; protein kinase binding. The record is from RefSeq and is a predicted model, not a curated record. Gene Ontology annotation, biological process: positive regulation of protein phosphorylation; autophagy of mitochondrion; reticulophagy. NCBI's taxonomy places the organism in Eukaryota, Fungi, Ascomycota, Sordariomycetes, Sordariales, Chaetomiaceae. Gene Ontology annotation, cellular component: Atg1/ULK1 kinase complex; phagophore assembly site membrane; extrinsic component of membrane. Bases 1 to 4068 code for a protein of 1355 amino acids. The transcript is spliced from 2 exons.